This is a messenger RNA of Cuscuta epithymum, 1152 nucleotides long. Lineage: Eukaryota; Viridiplantae; Streptophyta; Magnoliopsida; Solanales; Convolvulaceae. The record is from the annotation of a GenBank genome assembly.
CACUUUUUCAUUUCCCUGGCUUUACAAAACUGGCAAGUUUUGAGUCAUGCAAAACAAGCUGUAUGUUUUUUUUUUUAACAAAGCUUUCUCCAGAACCUCGCUCUGAGAUUCAUUUUGACCUACCAAGCUUUCAUCUUCCCUCUGAAAUUUUUUCUUCAGUUCUUUCAUUGAUACUACUGAAAAUCAGUUAUAUCAGUCAAUAUCAUGGCUUCAAGUUUUGCCAAGAGAAAGACCACCAGGUUUUUAGGACCUCUUCUUUCUUCAUCUUUGCCUCAUCUCUGCACCAGGAAUGGUGUUCCGGGAAGCACCAGAAUCUCACCUCUCCUCACCCAAUUCGUCGAUUCCGACUCAGUCAAGUCUCCUCCCUUUCCACCCAUCGAAAACCUCAACUUCCGAGAUUCCUUUACUAACAGAUUUGGCCCCAAGUUUAGCUCCAGUCCCAAUAUAUACCAAAUAUUUCUUCUGAAACCCAAACGCUCUGAUCUCAGUGAUCUGUUUCUGUCAACGAACGGCCAAAGGGUCGUAUUCUCAAGUUCUUCGGGGCAGUCAAGAUGCAGCAGUGGGAAAUGCCAGACCGGCGACGAGUCAAAGAGCCCGGAGAUCUGUGGGACCACCUUCGACCGAGACGAAUCCGAGCUGGCCGAGACCCGAGAGGUUGUGGAGAAGAUGAUGAAGAGUAUCGCUUCACUGAGUAAGGCAAUGAGUUUUCUCUGCGUCAUUCCGAUGGGUUUGGGUGGUUGGUUUAUGAUUGGCUCGGGGUGUUCUUCCAUGCCUGAUAUUUUGCUGCCGACCUUCUUGGCCUCUGGGCUCUCGGUUCAAAUGGCUUUCGUGAUGAUAAGGUCGCUGGAACCAAUACUGUUGUUCCAGAGAAUGGAGGCGCUGGGGAGGCUGCAUACCACGACUAUGAGCAUAGAGAUUGCCAUGCAAAUGAACUUGUUCUUUUCUCGCCUCCAUGUGUGUUUUCUUUCUUGCAUUGCUGUUGCUUCUGUUGGUUUGGUCUAUGUUGUUUUCAUUAGAUAAAUUGAAUUUAUGGGCAAAAAUCCCGAUUCGAUAUCCCUGAUACCGUUCUGAAACUAUCAUUUUCAUUUAGGAUGCAUUUUUUUUCAUCUCGAAUCGGUCCCGUAUCGAUAUCCAUCGGGAUGAGACUAGGAC